CUCUCCCCCAAAUUCACCAUCUCCGCUCCCCACCACCACCACUACCUCUCCCCCGCCGUCCACCGCUACCUCCGCCAGAUCCUCACCGACCACCACCAUCCCCUCGUCUUUCCACCACUCAACCUCACUUCGUCUUCGCCGCUCAAAAACCUCACAAUCACAGUCGCCGACACCAUCGCCGCGCCCGCACACGAUGCCAACGAGCCGUACACGCUCGACAUCCCCUCCACCGGCGCCGCCGCCGUUCUGACCGCAGAAACCCCAUGGGGAGCGAUGCGGGGACUGGAGACGUUCUCGCAGCUGGUGUGCUUGAAGUCGUCGGUGGUGGCCUGCGGGAUGCACAUUUCCAAAGCGCCGUUGUUCGCCCACCGUGGAGUAUUGCUGGACACCUCGAGAAAUUACUUCGAAUUGGACGAUUUGUUGCGUCUGAUUAAGGCAAUCAGCAUGCACACGCCUUGUGGUGGUGGUCUCCUCCGCCGCCGCCGCCGCCGCCAAGGAGUGUUUCACCAAGAACAGCCAAGGGGAAAAGAAAAUUCCCACCUAGUCCGGCGGUGUGGUGAUGAUGCGGAGGCUGAUUUAGGAUUUUUUGGUGGAUCGGGCAGAGGACGGCGCGUGUAGAUAAAUUCGCGCAGGCUAAAACCUUAAUCGAGUAUGUACAUGUUCAAUAGUCGAUUAAGCUAAUCGACUAUGUUCUGGUAGUCGAUUAAGGUUGAUCGACCUCCAA
Erythranthe guttata (spotted monkey flower) is the source of this 724-nucleotide messenger RNA. The record is from RefSeq and is a predicted model, not a curated record. NCBI's taxonomy places the organism in Eukaryota, Viridiplantae, Streptophyta, Magnoliopsida, Lamiales, Phrymaceae.